AGCCCCGGGAGAACCCCCCCGGGGACGGGGGGGGGACGGCACGGCGGCCACAGGGGGCCCCCCGCACGCUGCGCGGCCCCGCCGCUGCCGCUCGCUCGCCCCCGAAGAAGAGAAACCAAAGCGAGCGGCGGCACCGCCACACGCUCUCUCGCUCCCUCCUUCUCCUCCUCUUGGUGGUGGUGGUGUUUGGUUUUGGUUUUUUGAUUUUUUUUUUCGAUUUUUUAUUUUUUUUCCGCGGGGAUUCUCCGUUCUCCUCCCAGCCUGACUUGCACCUUCUUGAUAAUUUCUCUUCCCCCCCCUCCACCUCGUUUUUUUUUUUUAAUACUCUUCUUCUCCCCGCUUCCGAACCCUGUGUCUGUGUGUUUCAAUACUAUCACAACCUCUGCUAAAAAUAGAUCUUUUUAUAUACCCUUCCUCCUCUCUGACCCCAUCCAACACCCCUUGUUAAGUUGUUGACUAGGUCUUCAGCAGAGAGGAUACAAAAACUCAGCCCUCCUUGCCACCUUAGGACAUACUGAGAGAAGAAAACUGCAGGUAAAUAAAAUAUUUCACAGAAUCUCAGAAUCAUGUUGGAUACAAUGGAUCUUUGGAGGCCAUCAACAACAUCCUAGCCCAAGCAAGACAAAUUUAGAUAAGGAAACCAUCUUAAACCCAGAGCAAGAAACGUAAAUUCACUUGGCUGUCCCUUAUCUCUAAGGCACCUGAUGCGUAAGUGGACUAGAGAAAGGAAAGAACAACUCUGAAGACCUACAGAUCAUCUUGCUGGCAGGGUCACGAUUUCUUCGGAUUGAGGUGGAAUUUUGGCUCAUGGAGAUCUGAUGUGAUAGAACAUACGCAACAUCUUUAGAUUUCUUCCUUGAGACCACAGAGUGACUGCAAAACUGACCAACAACAGCAGGGCUUUUUAAAUAUCACUUGGUCUUCUGACAAGUUGAUUAAGUGAAGAGAAGGAAAAAAAAUACACAAAGCUGCUUUCAAGUAUUGAAGACACAAGGCCAGGAUGAACACGAAGGACUCAAAAGUGACUGAAGGAGGUCUCAAUGUCACACUUACCAUACGCCUUCUCAUGCAUGGCAAGGAGGUUGGGAGCAUUAUUGGAAAGAAAGGUGAGACAGUUAAGAAGAUGAGGGAGGAGAGUGGAGCUCGAAUCAAUAUUUCAGAAGGUUCCUGUCCAGAAAGAAUUGUGACAAUAACAGGCCCAACAGAUGCAAUUUUUAAAGCUUUUUCUAUGAUUGCACUAAAAUUUGAAGAGGACAUAAAUGCUUCAAUGACAAACAGCACAGUGACAAGCAAACCACCUGUAACACUGCGGCUUGUCGUCCCAGCAAGUCAGUGCGGAUCCCUUAUAGGAAAAGGAGGCUCCAAAAUCAAAGAAAUCAGGGAGUCCACAGGAGCCCAGGUGCAAGUCGCGGGGGACAUGCUGCCAAACUCGACAGAGCGUGCAGUGACUAUAUCGGGCACUCCCGAUGCCAUCAUCCAGUGUGUGAAGCAAAUAUGCGUGGUCAUGCUGGAGUCCCCACCCAAAGGUGCCACCAUCCCCUACCGUCCCAAACCUGCCUCUGCACCUAUCAUUUUUGCAGGUGGCCAGGUAAGAGCAGACACCAUUUUGGCUUCAGCUGGAAACCACACCGUCUUGGCCCAACCUCAGCCAGCGCCUGCGUUUACAAUUCAGGGGCAGUAUGCCAUCCCGCAUCCAGACGUGAGUCCAGCGCAUUUGACCAAGCUUCACCAGUUGGCUAUGCAGCAUCCCCCCUUUACUCCCCUUGGGCAGACCACCCCUGGUUUCCCUGGACUGGAUGCCACUACUCCAACCAGUUCCCAUGAACUUACUAUUCCCAACGAUUUAAUAGGCUGCAUUAUUGGCAGACAAGGCAGUAAGAUAAAUGAAAUCAGGCAGAUGUCAGGAGCGCAGAUCAAGAUUGCUAAUGCCACAGAAGGCUCUGGAGAACGACAAGUUACAAUCACAGGAUCCCCUGCAAACAUCAGCUUAGCACAGUACCUCAUUAACGCAAGCAUAUACUUUCUCAAAUCUGAAUGUCUGGGAGAUGCUAUGCAAUCAAUGGUCCACGCAUAACUGAGAAGAUUCCUUCUAAGCUGAAGAAUUAUAUGAAUGGCUAAUGCUAGCAAAAUGUACCCACUACUGCUUUUGUAUGAAUAUUUCCUCUGUUUAUAGUGCUGAGCGCUUUAAAAUGAGCAAUGACGAUUUUUUUUUGCACCACUUUUCUUAGCAGUUGACAUAUGACAGUUGACAACUUCAUUUCCAAUUAAGAUUUUUAAAAAUUGGCAAAUACCCAAGGGAAACAGUGGGAACACCACGUAUCUACAUGUAAAGACAGUUUUAGGUGGUAACAAAGGACAGAUGAAAACUUGUUCUCUGAAGACUUUCCAUGCAAUGCUAAAUGGUAAAAAAAAAAUAAAAAAUGGAAGUACAGAAAAAUCAUGGUCAACUUACAUCUCACACACAGAAUCUUACAUCCCUUUCCCAGGUUCUAGGGUUCCUUUCCAGUACAUUUAAACAAAUCAUAAAAUCAAGGUUACUUACACUUUAUAGAUCCUUUUUCAAGGAGACAAAUGGGUGGUAGUGUUUUGUUUGUUUGUUUUUUUUUUUUCCUUCUUCUUCCCUUCAAGGUUAAGAUACGAAUAUAUCUCAUCUAAAGAAGAGCCCAUAAUCAUGUCCUCUUUGAAUACACAACACUGGUCUGAGGUUUAUGCUAUCUUAUUUAAAUGCAAUGUAAUAAAUCCAACUAUAUAUAUUGAUGACUGGCUCCUCAUCAAGAGUAUCUUCAACUUAAUUUUCCUUGAGUGGAAAACGUAAAGAACCGUUUGCUCAUUUAUAAAGUGCAUUUAACCACACACUGCACUGCAGACAAAGUGCUGACAACUGCAUGUCAGUCAUUUCACAGAGCUGCAUGAAACUGUUGUUCUCCUUCUUGUGUAUAGUAUUUAGAAUCAAUAAAAAUAGAUUCCAUUACUUACCGUGUUGACCUGUCGUAUUGCCUUUUGAAAUUCAUCCCAUUCUUUGUCCAUCUGAUCCUUUGGAGCAUCAACUUUUCGCACCUAAAGAACAUGAAAACACAGGCUCGUUAAUGAUUAAUGCCUAGUGAGCCAACAACUGGAAACAAUUGGGAAAAAACAGCAUAAUUUUGCCAUGUUCUCAGGAAACCUGGUCAAAAUAUAUACAUUACCUAAAUUGAAGUAACUAGGAUAGUACAGCAGCACAAGUGUUUUGGAGGAAAAAUAUCUGACUCUAUUCCCGGUUUUAAACAAGAAGUUUGACUACAGUAUUAAAGAACAAUUGACUUAGAAUGGAUGGUGUGAGAUGCCUGGACUAACAAAAGUGACUACGCCCAUUAAUCUGAUUUCACUAUGUCACGUAGUAAAUUUUAAAUUUCUCUGUGAGCUGUCUGUUCAGUCGUAUAUAAGAGUUAGGACACAAACUAAAAAGGAGUAAAGUAUUUGUUUUUAGCAUGACAUAAAAUAUGGUGUUAUUCAGUUACUGGUUUAACUAGUGGUAGCCUGAUUAUAUUUCAAGUAUAAAUUGAUUUUGUUGGCUAGCAGGAGAAAUAGCAUAGCUACGUUCCACUUUUCAAACAAUCUGCAAAGCUUUUUCUUCCGUGGUAGACAGCAUUAAUUACUAAAACAAGAGGACUGAAAAAGUAGGUGUAGGAAUGGGUUUAAGAUCUACAAAUAAAAUAAUCAAAACCAGAUUGUGCUUUUAACUUAAGCAAAUAAAUCGGAUAAUCUACCUGUGUAACCAGAACAGCUCAAGACUGGAAGCUGUGACAUAGAUGCUAGAUGACAGAUUAUGCCUGGUUCUGGACUGGGUGGAAAUCACAUAGCUAAGAGAACUAAGCAGUUUGUACAGAACAAUUCAUGACAUCCUUUUGCAUUAGCUUUGUUUUUCUUUUAUUCAUUCCUCUCUUUUGGUAACAUGUCAGUCAUCAUCCCAGUAAAGACAAUGGUCUGGUAUGUUUUGUUCCUGAAUUAUUAUAUAAAAUCCAGUAGCAUGAAUUAAGUUUAUAGAAUACGUUAGAAGCUUCCCAGCAAACUACGUAUCGAAAGUCAUCAUUUCAUUUUCUGUUUUGUGAUUAUUUUUAUCAUGUGUGUAUGUACUGUGUUACUAUGCAUUGUGGUUGUCUUUUGUAAUUCAUAAUUAUUUGUAUUUCUUACAAUAAAUUUAAACACUAAAGAUAUUAUUUUUCCUUGAAAUAUUUGUCUAACACAGAUUUCAUAUGCUUCAUAAAUUCCUGAUGUAAAGAACCAAAAACCCUUUGAAGCCCAAAACCCCCUCUCCAGAAACACCGCUGUUAAUUCUGAGAAUAAUUAUUUUGUGCACAACUCCAACACAGAAUCCCUGUAGUCAUCCCACUGUAAGUGAUGCCACAUUUUCCUUCCUCUUCACAUUAGCUGAAUUUAGAAAGGGCUGAUUAAAAAGGAGUGCAUCUGUAGGCAAUUCAAGAGAGAGCUUACUGAGCCAUAUAUCCACUUAUAAAUUUUAUAAUCUGAGAAGAUGACCAGACCAAAGAUCACUAACCAAUGUCCUCACAAAUAUAAGCAUGUUCUCCUUUGCCAGCUAGACAUUUCCACUCUGUACAAGCUUCCCAAGUCAUGCUGAAACUACAUAUUGACAAAUGUAACACAACAGUCACAUGCAAAAAUAAAAAUAAAAAAUUAAAAAAACACAUCUUUUUCAGAUACAUAUUUGAACGCUCAAAAUGUCAUUAUUCAGAAGUAUUUACAUAUGCCACCGCAGACUUGUGUGCAUUUGUGGUGCCAAGAGAAUCUUGCCAGAGCAAAAAGACACCUAGGCUUGCAGCUGUGACGAUGGGAUUAAAUGGACAUAAAGGAGCAUUAUUUGGAAGGUCUCCAAAUCAAACCUCAAUUUAAA
Messenger RNA from Cygnus atratus (black swan), 4888 nucleotides. RefSeq names its product poly(rC)-binding protein 3-like. The record is from RefSeq and is a predicted model, not a curated record. Gene Ontology annotation, biological process: negative regulation of mRNA splicing, via spliceosome. Gene Ontology annotation, molecular function: mRNA binding. NCBI's taxonomy places the organism in Eukaryota, Metazoa, Chordata, Aves, Anseriformes, Anatidae. Bases 1001 to 2074 code for a protein of 357 amino acids. The transcript has 18 exons. Gene Ontology annotation, cellular component: cytoplasm; nucleus.